Baudoinia panamericana UAMH 10762 is the source of this 1571-nucleotide messenger RNA. RefSeq lists its product as uncharacterized. Bases 311 to 1408 code for a protein of 365 amino acids. The record is from RefSeq and is a predicted model, not a curated record. NCBI's taxonomy places the organism in Eukaryota, Fungi, Ascomycota, Dothideomycetes, Mycosphaerellales, Teratosphaeriaceae. The transcript has 2 exons.
GCCACCAGAUUGCGGCGAAUGUUAUGCAGAUCUUGCCAAAGGCUUAGCGGGAUUGCUUUUGACUCCAGCCACGUUCAUCAUCAUAGAACCAUUGACGACAGGAUCAACAACUAGCAGCAUUACGGCCUGCUACCCGUGCGACCUCUUGGUGGUCGAAUCAGCUUCGUCCUGUUGCUCGUGUGAGCCAGAAUCUUCCCGUUGGCGCGAAAGUCGUUAUACUCGACGUCUCCCGCACCGUUGAAACCGUUUGCAGCAAUUGCGAACGUCUCUGGGAAUCAUCAUCAACGGCGCAGGGUAGACUGCAUGGUUGAUGCCAAUGAGUGCAGGGGAUAGAGGCUCUGACUCGGGCCCAGCCAACCAGAGCAGCAAUCGUCACCAACCACUUCUCAUUGUCAACGAGCAAGGUCGACAUACUGAAGAAUCUCGACGCAUCGUACGUGCACAAGCAGCACGCGCCAGUGCGGCGCAAAGCAGGCUCACUCGAGCUCGCAACAGAGGCGAGAGGGAGACGACGGCUCGCGAUGACUCGCAUGUAACUCCUGCGGCUCCUCCAUCUUCACAGCCGGCCGCUGCAGCACAAGAUCAACCCGCGGCUAUCGGAACCUAUGCGGCGCUUGAAACGCCACCCCUAGCGCUGUGGCUGCCAUCGAUAGUCGGUGGUGCUACUGGUGCCAUUGCUCAGCAAGCGGUUGGAGCUGUGCAGACCUUCACGCCACAGCCUCCUCAACCUCAACAGCUCUUCUCUGCCGGAUCGUUCGGAUUCCGGAGUCCUGGCGCUGGUGAAGGACCUCAGUCUCCUUCUGAAGCAGGCAAAGUCCACUUGCCUCUUGCCUUACCCAGAGGCUUCGCAGCACUUCAGCAACGCAUAACGGUAUCUGACGCUCUCUUAGGACUGCUCAGCCGGACGGCUUGCAUAGACUUUGCGAGUCCUGGGGUGGAGCAACGUCUCCAUCAAUUGCUUUUCGAUCUUAUUGCCAACAUAGCCGGCUCAGCACUGGCCCUGCAGCCAUGCCAUCCGAUACAAGCGCAUCUGAGAGUCGCGUGCACCUGUCUUACCAUCUUCCAAGGCCAACGAGCGAAUGGACAGGUCUUCGCGCAAGACCGGAAGUAUCAGUAUGGGCUGGAGGCAGCGUGGUCCGAAGCGAUACUGCUCGAUCAACGAGCCCUUUCCGAGCCUAAGGCUGCUGAAGCCUCUUUGUGGGCCGUGUUCAUGAUCACUGUGACCACAGGCUCUACCGCAACAUUCUUCCAUCAACAGCUCUUCAAUCUACUCCAGGACCUACAGCUGCAAUACUGGGAGCAGGUGCGCAAGGUUUUGCUAGACUUUAUCUACCCUGUGAGCUUCCUGGAUGAGCCAUGCAAGGUGUUCUACGACAGUCUGAGACAGGCAGCGGUUGCAGCGGGUUGAGCUUUGAGCGUAAAGUGGGAGGAUUCACUCCUGCCGGAUUCAGCAAGGCUCACCAGAAACCGGGCUGCCGACGCUUGCGGACGAGGUCUCCUCCAUGACCAAUGCAACUUUGGUUACCUGUUUCGACGCACAUCUUCCAGCAAUGCCGCACCGUUGCCGAAGC